This is a messenger RNA of Camarhynchus parvulus, 1483 nucleotides long. RefSeq names its product MIS18 kinetochore protein A (gene MIS18A). The record is from RefSeq and is a predicted model, not a curated record. The transcript has 3 exons. Lineage: Eukaryota; Metazoa; Chordata; Aves; Passeriformes; Thraupidae. Bases 981 to 1448 code for a protein of 155 amino acids. Gene Ontology annotation, biological process: CENP-A containing chromatin assembly; chromosome segregation. Gene Ontology annotation, cellular component: nucleus; chromosome, centromeric region; chromatin.
AUGUAAUCCCAGUAAUAUUCGUAAGACCAGAAGUACUCGGAGGAGUUUGUGCUGUUGGCCAUGUCAGUGGUGCCUUUUCAGCCAGCCCAGAACUCCGACCCAGUGCUUUGCCUCACUGUGCUGCAUUGCCCUCAGAAAGGGAAUUGCACAACCCGUGCCUGUGCCAAUCGCUCGGGGUCCCGCGGCUCAAGGACUCCUGGGGACUGGAAACAUCCGUGAGACAGUAACUCGUGUUAUUAUUCCUCAGGAUGUUUUAAACUGAGGCGGGCGCCCUGUAACCGAGGGACAGUGUGGACAAGUGCCAGCUGGAUCACAGGCAGGCCCUUCCCUCAGAGCAGUGCUCUGUCCUGGGAGCUCCUGACACGGCCGGUCUGGAAAACGUUCCCGAAUGUGUCUGACGGGAAGGGCUGGCUCUGCAGGGGCCACACCAGGCGUGGCCGAGGGCCUGUCCAGCCUGGAGGGGGCUGAGGUCAGAGCUCACCGGGGCUGCGGCUCCUCCUGAGGGGCAGCUCCGGGCUCUGCUCCCCGUGACCAGGGACAGCACCCAGGAACGUCUGCAGCUGGGUCUAGAGGGGUUUAGGCUGGAUUUCAGGGAAAGGUUCAUCCCCAGAGGGUGCUGGUCACUGCCCAGGCUCCUCAGGGAAUGGGCACGGCCCCACAGAGCUCCAGGAGUGUUUGGAGAGCUCUCCAGGGAUACUCAGGGUGGGGUUGUUGGGGUGUCUGGGCAGGAACAGGGACGGGACUGGAUGGUCCCUGUGGGGCCCUUCCAGCUCGGGAAGUUCUCUGACUUAGCAGUGACUUGAUAAAACGCUUCAUGGACUGGAAUGCCCACAUCCUUUGCUUUGCUCGCACGACCUUACGAGGUCUAAACGCGCACGGGCGGCGCUGAGGCGGCUCCGGGAGCAGUUCCGGGGCAGCCUCGCUGCUGCGGCGGCUCCGGGAGCGGUUCCGGGGCCGGCCCUGGGAACGGUUCCGGGGCCAUGUCCGGUGUCGCUGCCGCUUCCUCGGCGGGCGAUUCGAAGGCGAUGUUGGGGGCCGGCGCCUCGGCGGGCGGGCAGGACCCGCUGUCGCUGUGCCCGGCGCUGGAGCAGUCGCUGUCGCUGCUGGAGCCGGGCGCCGGCCGGGCGGAGCGGGAGCGGGCGGACGAGGCGCCCAUGCCCAUGGUGUUCCUGUGUGCCGGCUGCCGGCGGCCCGUGGGCGACACGUCCAGCUGGGUGUCCAACGACGAGGAGAGCGGCUGCAUCCUGCUGCGCAGUGUGGCCGCCAGCGUCGCCGUGGACCCGGAGCGGAAGAUCUCCAACCUGCCCGGCGAGUGCGGAUGCUUAGUAGAAACCUUAUUCUGCUCUGGCUGCUCAAAGACACUCGGCAGCAUCUACAGGUGCACCUCGAGGAGCCUCGACUACAAGAGAGAUUUGUUCUGUUUCACUAUUGACUCCGUUGAAAGGUAAGUACAGAAUGGUCGUGUGCCAGCUCCACUUCACUC